CACUCGUUACCCCUCAUUUAUAUUGGAUCUGGGAGCAACAUAGUCGGUAUAUGACUCAGGUUCCUGACUUGAUUUGUUUAUAAUCCAACGAAGCCCACCUCAAGAUUCUACCACGCAAGAUAUCAAAAAUGUCCUCCAUCACAAUCGCAACUCUUCCCCGCAUGAGCCGCGAUGCUCUCUCGGCCCUCCUCCUCUCGGCCACUUCCCCCAGCAAACUGGCCAUCGUAGAUGUCCGUGACUCUGACCACGUCGGCGGCCAUAUUUUCUCUUCCACCUGGGUCCCUAGCUCCACGCUGGACGUGCGCAUGCCCGAACUCGUCCGCACGCUGGAAGACAAGGAGCAGGUGGUGUUUCACUGUGCGCUCAGUCAGCAGCGUGGUCCCUCUGCGGCGCUCCGUUAUGCCCGGGAGAGAGAGCGUGUGCUCGGCGCCGAGGAAAGCCACAAACAGAAGGUUUUUGUCCUGGAAGGAGGCUUCGUGCAGUGGCAGGAGAAGUACGGGAAGGACACCCGGUUGACCCAAGCAUAUGUGGAAGAUAUUUGGCGGGAGUACUAAAGGGUCUGUUUCUUUUCUUUUGCUGGGGAUGACGUGGUGAUUUUUUGCUUAUACCCUUGUGGCUUCGUUGUUUUAGAUUAUAUAGUGGGGACUAGUGGUCAUGAGUUAUUAUAGAGAUCAGAGCGACAUACGGAGACACUCGAUUUAGAACGAG
Molecule: messenger RNA, 708 nt
Organism: Aspergillus brunneoviolaceus CBS 621.78
Lineage: Eukaryota; Fungi; Ascomycota; Eurotiomycetes; Eurotiales; Aspergillaceae
Product: phosphatase YCH1
Exons: 2
Coding region: 129-554 (141 amino acids)
Cellular component (GO): cytoplasm; nucleus
Molecular function (GO): protein tyrosine phosphatase activity
Source: RefSeq, a predicted model, not a curated record